AUGUACAACUAUAAAUUUUUGGGGUUAAAUAAGACUGGGGCUGUGUCUCUUUCACGGGCACGUAACAGGACGAACAUGAGCAAGAGCGAGAUGUCCACUGAAUGUGGAUCCACCGGAGAGGAGACCAACAACCUGGUCGGCGGUCACGGCAGGCCGAACGGCGUGAACUCAGACAGCAGAGGACCAGCUGAGCUCUCAGCUGUUCAGCUGAACUGCGAGCUGGUGCGUGAGCCUGACCUUGACCUUGAGCACGAGUAUGACUUUGAGCUUGAGCACGGUUUGUCCUCGUCUUCCCAGAUGAACAUGCAUGGUGUUUUCCUUAUUGUUAUGUGUGACGCGCUUGGCUCUGUAAUUGUCAUGGUCAGCGCCAUCAUCUACACCUUUGUGUGGCGUCCAUGUGAGCCGGACCUUCCCUGCAACAACACGUGCAUUGCCAACACACACUGCAGUGACCAAUAUCAUCCUAGCCACACACUGGGCUUUGGUGAUGCAGAACACAACAACACAAACACCAUGUCCAACAUAGCGGGGCCGUGCUGGGUGCUGUACCUGGAUCCGACUCUGUGCCUCAUCAUGGUCUGCAUUGUACUGUACACGACGUACCCGCUCCUGAAGAAGUCCGCCCUCAUCCUGCUGCAGACUGUUCCCAAGCAGAUCGACGUGAGCCUCCUAAGUGCUCGCCUGCGGCAGAUCGAAGGUGUUCUGGCUGUGCACGAGCUCCACAUCUGGCAGCUUGCCGGAAGUCGCAUCAUUGCCACAGCACACAUCAAAUGCCAAAACCAUGCCUCCUACAUGAGCGUGGCAAAUCGCGUGAAGGCCUUCUUUCAUAAUGAAGGCAUCCACGCCACCACCAUCCAGCCUGAGUAUGUCAUGUUGAGCUCUGAGUCACACGACUCGUUCUGUGAGCUCUCCUGCAGCACACAGUGUGCUGCUAAGGUCUGCUGUCAAAAUGGCAAACCCCCUAACAACAAAAACACAAAUUCGGAUAGUGGGAGCGAAGCGGAACCCCCCAUUUCCACUACUCUGGAGGUCAUCAGUGAGUCUCCAAGUGACCUCACCAGAGAGGUGGAGUCUUUUUUAUAA
Tachysurus vachellii is the source of this 1083-nucleotide messenger RNA. RefSeq names its product proton-coupled zinc antiporter SLC30A1-like. The coding region runs from base 1 to 1083 and encodes 360 amino acids. NCBI's taxonomy places the organism in Eukaryota, Metazoa, Chordata, Actinopteri, Siluriformes, Bagridae. Gene Ontology annotation, cellular component: endoplasmic reticulum; Golgi apparatus. The record is from RefSeq and is a predicted model, not a curated record. Gene Ontology annotation, molecular function: calcium channel inhibitor activity; zinc ion transmembrane transporter activity. The transcript is spliced from 3 exons. Gene Ontology annotation, biological process: zinc ion transmembrane transport; detoxification of zinc ion; intracellular zinc ion homeostasis.